UCUCAGAAUUAGGUUUCAGGUCAGCUGGUGCAUGAGGCCAGUGCCGAGCCAGAGGCAGCAGAGACAACAGUCGAUGGUGAGGAGGGGCCAUCAGAUCCUGCUGCUACCUAAUGGAAUGGGGCCUUAGGGUGCCCCUACACUACCCAACCUUGGCUAGGUUCACAGCUUCCUCCCUGAACAGAGGCAAAGGACUGCCAGACAACCUCUCUCCCUGGACCUCAGUAGGAACCAGGCCCAUCCUCCAGGAUCAUGGUUGGACUUCAGCCAUCCGAGGUGCCUCCCACAACGGUUGUGAAGUUCCUGGGGGCGGGCACAGCGGCCUGUUUUGCUGACCUCCUCACCUUCCCCCUGGACACCGCCAAGGUCCGCCUGCAGAUCCAAGGGGAGAACCCAGGGGCACAGAGCGUGCAGUACCGCGGCGUGCUGGGUACCAUCCUGACUAUGGUGCGCACAGAGGGUCCCCGCAGCCCCUACAGCGGACUGGUCGCUGGCCUGCAUCGCCAGAUGAGCUUUGCCUCCAUUCGAAUUGGCCUCUACGACUCUGUCAAGCAGUUCUACACCCCCAAGGGAGCGGACCACUCCAGCGUUGCCAUCAGGAUUCUGGCAGGCUGCACCACAGGAGCCAUGGCUGUGACCUGCGCCCAGCCCACGGAUGUGGUAAAGGUCCGAUUUCAAGCUAUGAUACGUCUGGGAACUGGAGGAGAGAGGAAAUACAGAGGGACUAUGGAUGCCUACAGAACCAUCGCCAGAGAGGAAGGAGUCAGGGGCCUAUGGAAAGGGACUUGGCCCAACAUCACAAGAAAUGCCAUUGUCAACUGUGCUGAGAUGGUGACCUAUGACAUCAUCAAGGAGAAGCUGCUGGACUCUCACCUGUUCACUGACAACUUCCCCUGUCACUUUGUCUCUGCCUUUGGAGCUGGCUUCUGUGCCACAGUGGUGGCCUCCCCGGUGGACGUGGUAAAGACCCGAUACAUGAACGCUCCCCCAGGCAGGUACCGCAGCCCUCUACACUGUAUGCUGAAGAUGGUGGCCCAGGAGGGCCCCACGGCCUUCUACAAAGGAUUUGUGCCCUCCUUUCUGCGUCUGGGAGCUUGGAAUGUGAUGAUGUUUGUAACCUACGAGCAGCUGAAGCGGGCCUUGAUGAAAGUCCAGGUACUGCGGGAAUCUCCAUUUUGAACAAGGCCAGCAGGCUGCCUGAGCUGGAAUGAAGCCUCUCUGCCCUGGGGACGCAGGCCCACACACAUGACAGAACCCUGCACCGUUGCUGACUUGAGAAACUGAACUAAGGGAGGAGGAGAGUUUUGGUCUUCCAUGUUUCAUCUUAAAAUACCUUUGUUUUGCACUGACCUGAUGGGAAAUAAAUUAUAUUAAUUUUUAAAACCCUUCCGGUUGGAUGCCUAACAUUUAGGCAAGAGACAACAAAGAAAACCAGAGUCAAUUCCCUUGAAAUGUAGGAUUAAACGAUGCACAAUAAUCAGGUAAGACCACAGGCAUCGGGAAGAUCAGCCCACUGUGUCGUGUCUUGAAUCAAACAAAAUGGCCGGAGGGACUCUUCAGCUUCAGCACAAAGCUGUGACUGCAACCUUCCCAGUCACCAGAUGACUCAGCACAAAGCUGUGACUGCAGCAUUGACCCUGUACAAAUGAGUCGUGCUGGGCCCACGGAGGACACUGGAGGAUGGAGUGCAUUCAGUGGAUAACAGUCUUUCCCUGUCUGCCUGAUCAGGGUGUUGGGAAGAUAGAAAGCGAAGCAGGCAUGGAAGCGUUUCUAACAAGGCCUGGUGACUACAAAUGUAAACAUGAGAACAAUGUUUUAGGAGAGAUUCUGUCCAGAGAAGUUUGAAGAGAAUGCAGUUUGUAGUGGUGAGGUCUUGCACACCUACCUGGUCUGCACGGUAAGGACCAUGGGUGACUGAAGCCAUGGGGACCUUCGGCCUGGUAACAUCCAGGGCCUGGGGGGUGGGGCACUGCCUGUCCAUCAGUUCAAUGUAGCAGGACUCAGAAUCUUUAGGGAAUUUGUUAGAACUCAGUAAAAUAAUUUUCACCUUAAGGGCAAGAAUGAGAACAGCUGCUCUUCUGCCUUCUCUCUCAGAGAUUUUCUCAUCUCAGGAACCCUCAUGUCAGGCCCCUGACCAGCUCCACCUGCCCACACUUCCUCUUGCUCUCGCUGCCUUUGGCUGCAGAGCCUUCGUUCCACCUGCUAAGCCUUAGCCUUCCAUCUGCAAAAGGGAGGGCGAAGCACAGGACCAACUUCCAGGUUCAAGACUGCACGGCCGUCAACGAAAUGGCUCAUGGGACCCACAUGGGUAAGGACAGAACGGGGGGACUCUUACAAAUUGUCCUUUGACUUCCAUUUGAGCGCACUAUACAUGUGACUGUACAUAUGUAUAAACACAAUAAAGAUGGAAACAAAUGUAAAAAAAAAAAAAGAUAAAAAGUUUGACUGAAUGUGGUGGUUUGAACGAGAUGUCCCCCGCAUGUCUCAGGUAUUUGAAUACUUGGCCCUCAGUCAUUGGUGGCUGUUUGGGGAGCCUUAGAAGUUGUGGCUUUUUGGGAAGAAGUGUGUCACUGGGGACUGGCUUGGAGAGUCCAAAGAUUCACGGCACUCCCAGUUUUGAGAUGUGAGUUCUUAUUGGCUGCUCCGGUCGCCACGCCUGUCUGCCAUGCCUGUCUGCUGCCUGGCCUCCUCACCACAAUGGACACUUAUCCCUCUGUAACAGUAAACCCCAAAUAAACCUUCCUUCUGUAA
This is a messenger RNA of Mastomys coucha (southern multimammate mouse), 2748 nucleotides long. It is a transcript of the gene Ucp3, whose product is annotated as uncoupling protein 3. Gene Ontology annotation, cellular component: mitochondrial membrane. Gene Ontology annotation, molecular function: oxidative phosphorylation uncoupler activity. The transcript has 7 exons. NCBI's taxonomy places the organism in Eukaryota, Metazoa, Chordata, Mammalia, Rodentia, Muridae. The record is from RefSeq and is a predicted model, not a curated record. Gene Ontology annotation, biological process: adaptive thermogenesis; mitochondrial transmembrane transport; mitochondrial transport. Bases 250 to 1176 code for a protein of 308 amino acids.